UUAUUGUUGUUUUUGUUUUUAAGGUAAGCGGUUGUGCGGUCGGUCGGCGGAUGAAAAUUGUGAAAAUUCGUUGGGAAAAUGCAUGAACGGUGUCGAAAAUGUAAAAAAGGAAAAAUGUCAAAGUGCUCCUCACACGAAUAGUUUUUGCCGAGGCGAAAACGAAGGGAAGAAAGAGGAAAAAAUUGUAUCCUUGCCCACACGCAGCUGUGUGAAGCAAACGCGAGGUAAACGCGCGUGGGAGCGAGACAAACAAACGAAGCGUGAGAGUGAGAGCGAGAAAAGCAAAGAAAAAGGGCGACGACGAAAUAAACGAUAAAAAUUACCAAAGAAGAAGCGCAAAAGGAAAAAGGAAAAGUGCAUGCAAUAUAGAAAAUCAAAAAUCAUAAGUGAAAUGUGGAUGAUGUUGCAGCGCUGCAACAGCAUCCACCAAGUGAGUGCAUGAGAGUGAAAGAGAUAGAAGGAGAGAGCGUUUAAUUUCUUUCAUUCUGCCAAAAAAAAAGGGCGACUUUUGUUUGUGUUUGUGUUUAAGCUUCCGCCCCCAGUGAACAAACGAGAGAGUGAGAGAGAGUACGAGAGAGGGGAGCCACCAUCCCCGCGCGCGCAUCUUCAGCUGUUAACUACGGCUAACUAAGGCUAAGGUCACUGCUCCCUCCCCCUCCUCGGGCCAUGAUCGCAUCUGCAUACAAGUGAGCUGCCACACACCAAAAAGCUAUCAUCAAGCAGCUUAAGAGCCAACGAACUUUGCCAGUCAUUGGGUGAGGAUUAUACCCACUGCAAUCGAAAUCCUACAGAGUCAGCAGCUGCAGCAGAACAACCAAACAAUGUCUAAGCACGCGGAUAAUGAUAAUCUUCGCAAUGACAUUUACGAGAAUCUGCCUUGUCAGGCCAUGUACAAUGAUUCCGUGCGCAAAAUGCAACAGCAGAAAACGUCACAGGCAUCCUCUGCUGGCGGAGGCGGCGGCGGCGGCGGCAAUCCCAAUGGCAACUCCAUAGGCAAUUGCAUUGCCUCAACACCAGUGAAUGCCUCCUCGAUUGCUCCUGUUGGCAAUAUGCCCAAAGAGAUGUUAUAUGCCACACCAAUGCGUAAGUCGGAUCGCUACAAAAGUGGCGAGAGGAGUCGCCACACAGAUUCCGCCGCCAAGCUGUCCAAUUAUCGUGAUUCGAAUCGUUUGGCCAGCAGCGUCGUCCGUAAUGGCAAUCCAGUACAAAUCACCGAUCUAGACGCUGAUGAAGAUGAGGCAACAGCGGCAGCUGCCGCAUCGGGAGCCAAUGGCGGAAUGAGUGGUGGUGGGGAUGAUGGUGUGGACGGCUGCGCCGCUUCUACUAAUAACACUAGUCCUCCCCACAUGGGAGUUAUCUCCAAGUAUGGCCACAGCAGCAGCAGCAAGCCAGGAACAACGAGCAGCAGUACAGCCAAUCAGCAGCUGGAGGACCGACGUAUUCUCAACUUUCUCAAGGACACAACACAGUUGCAGAAGAAAUUGGAAAUCACUGGGAGAGAUUGCCCGAAUGCUAGUUUCUCGAAUUUGGCACGAGAGGAGCAUUUUGCUAAUCUGGUGCAGCAAAACUUUCCAUUGGAUGUCACUCAGCAAUCGAACGGAAGUGGUCUAAAUGGCAGCAACUCGGCACCCGAGGAAGAUGGACAGGAGGUGGGCAAAUCAUCAGAGGAUACAGCUGGCAAUUUGGAAUCCCUAAUGCAAAGUAAACUUUCACCCGAUAAGGAAGUCAACGGUCUUGUCCAGGAACUAAGCGCCAACACAAACAGCACAAAUACCAACAACAGUCGUUUCGUGAGCUCAGCUGUCUACAUUCACCGGGAAUGGGUGUUAAAGAAGAUUGCCCUUUGCCUGGAGCAACGGACGGCCGGCAAGAAACCCAUACCUGGAGCUUUGGGAGCAGCGGCUGCUGCUGGCGGCAGUUCAAGUUAUGUCUCGGCUCGAGCUAAGGCGGCAGCAGCUGCGGCCAUCUCAAGUUCGAGUUACAACGGCUGCCUGGUUCUAGGUUCCAAUGGAUCGGGCAAAACAUCUAUUUGCCAAGCCAUCAUGAAGGGUAACUCCGGCACCAAGGGCAUACUCAAUCGGAAGCUGCUGGCCUGCUACCUGAUUGAGUCACAGAAUCCAGAGUGUCACAGUUUGUCGCUUUUUAUGCGGAAAAUUGUGCUGCAGUUGUUGAGUCAUGCCUCGUUGAUUGGCAAGGACGAAAGUCAAAGGAUCAUCGAUGAGGGAUUCUCUUUCUUGCGUGACGAAGCGCAGAAUCAGGAGCUAAAAUUGGAUGAGGCCAUGAAUAACAUUAGUCUCAGUGAGAAUGCCGAGGAAUUGCUCAUCGAAGAACUGAAACGGGGAGCCAGUGAACAUGAUACCCAGGAGUUGGAUAACUUUCAAUCCCAACGAACAUCGACAUUAAAUGCCAAGCCGACGGCUGGCAAAUCCAGCUUGACACGCCAACAAUCCGAACCGGCUCCAUUGCAGACCAAGGCGGAGUCAGCGGAGGCGGAACAGGAUGUUAACAUCUAUGGAACUCAUCCACCCAAACGGGGCAAGGAACGUGGUGAGCAGGACAAGGAUAUAGGCACAGAGAAGGAUCAAAAGCAGCUGCAACAAAAGGAGACGGCCAAAUCUAGUCCCAGUAAGACCAAUAAAUCAAAGAUACCUGUGAAACGUGGUCGUUCGGGUAGCGGAGGUGGUGUCUUAUCCCCAGCCAAAUUGUCAGCAACCAUAACCAAUGGCGGCACGAAUGGUGGUGGUCAGGCCAUACAGCAGGGUGGAGGCGAGGAUAUAGCCGAUCUCAGCAGCGAGCAAGAGAAAAGCGAAAUCGAAGCCGCCCUCAAUGAGGACGAAGCAACGAAGGUGAGCAACGAACAGGAAGAUGAAAAGCCGCAGGCCGAUGAAGGAGAGACAACGAAAGUGAAGGAAGAGGAGGAAACGCCUCAAGCGGAGGAAACGAAACUCCUUAUAGACCUGGAUGAGAGCAAUGAAAUUAGCAAACCUGAGGAUGAAAUCCUGAAACAGCAGACGACAACUUCUCCUCCUCCCAUACCAGGAGACAAACCCAAGAUGAUAAGCACUACUAAUACACUUCCUCCACCGUUACCCAAGACCAAAAGUUGUCGCACUAUUAUCGCGGAUGGCUACUACGAAUUGAUGCUCUCCAAUCCAGAGAUACUCGAAUGUCUCAGUGUGGACAACAUUGAAAAGAAUCCGGAUGAGUGCUUCAAGAAGGCUCUGCUCUUCCCCCUGCUCGAGCUUACACCACCCAAGACAGCUCUCUUGUUGCUAAUCGAUUCCAUUGACGAAAACUACAUCAACGAGGGCAAUCUGAUUUCUACUCUUAAAGGAGGCGGAAGAGGUGGAACAGCCACCAAUCACAAGAGUCGCAACGUGGCCGAAUUGCUAUCGAAUCACAUACAUCUCUUUCCCAAAUGGCUAUUUCUGGUCUGUACCACCAAAAAGCAGACGAAGCAGAUAACAAAAAUGUUUACAGGCUUUAAGAAGAUCACACUGGAUGAUCUACGCAAAUCCCAUGUGGUUAAGGACGUGCAGGAGUAUAUCAUAAAUCGGUUAAAUUCCGACUUUAAGGACAGCAUUAUGUUGACCAAGGAGAUAAUCGAAUCACUGCAUCAGCUGUACAUUAAGUCGAAUGGCUGCAUACUUUAUUUGGAAAAGGUUUUGCACGGCAUCAAGGAUAACUUCUUUAGUUUCAGGGAGAUCAAAUUGAUUCCCUGCACCCUGAAUGGUCUUUACUUGUACAUUUGCCAGAAAUCCUUCAAUAAAAAGCAAUACAUGAAGAUCAGGCCACUGCUCAAUGUCCUGCUGGCCUCCUCGGGCUAUGUUGACAAAUUGUUUCUCUUCAAUUGCCUGAGGACUCAUAAUUACACCAUCGAUUGUCAGGAGUUUGAGAAACGUUUGCAAUUGAUGCGCAACAUCCUGGCCUACGAUGCGAAUGCCCAGCGUUUGAAGAUCUUUCACAAUUCCUUUGCCGAUUGGCUUGUCGAUGUGAAGUUUGCCACCAAAAAAUUCAUUUGCGAUGUGAAUGAGGGUCAUGUGAUGAUAUCCAUGUACUAUCUCCUAGUUGCAGACACUCUAUGCGCCAAUACUGUGAGAAGAUUCGCCUAUCAUUUAAUCAAAUUUGGCGAAUAUCUAUUUCUAUCUCGUAAUGUGGAGUUGGAUCUCAUCCUGAUGCUGCUCGAAUCACGUGUCAAUUUAAGCGAUUGCUUCUAUACAAACCACUUGAAUUGCUGUGCCCAGUGCGAACAUGAUUUCAAAUACGAUGUAAACUUUUUGCCCAAGACCCGAGCCAUGCUUGAACGGUUUUUGGCCAAUGAGCUGAACGAAUCGUUUGCCCAGUUCCUUUGCGAUUUCUUUAAGCCCAGUUUACCGACAGAUGCCAAGAUGUUGAAACUGCUCAUUGAGACGGGCAUCAACAAUGCGGCCGAGUCACAUUCCCAGUCACAGAACUCCUGUGAAUCCUCGCUCAUGUCGCCGGAAUUGUCGCCAGAGAAGUCACAGAACAUUGACUUUGAGCUGGCCGAUCUGCUGCUCUCGAGUGAAAGGAGUUGCCUCAUGGAAACGCAGAGAACGGGCAGUCCAUCGGAGCAUAGCGAGCCACCAAUCGAAAGCCAGGAUGAGAAUGCCUCCAGCACGUUGCACCAACUCUCCGACUCGCAUCACAUUGAACUGCACAAGGGCAAGGCAUUAAUUCAUAUUCUCGCCAACGAUGGCAACCAUCAGCUAUUGGAGCGGGCUCUAAAUGCCUGCAAGACUCCCAUUGAUAUGGAGAUCGAGGACUAUAAUGGCCAGACGGCAUUGAAUAUAGCGGCAAGAAACGGUCAUCUAGAUGUCGUGAAGCUAUUGCUGGGCUUCUCCCAGCCUAGCAAUGAUGGAACUGGACGCAUGCGUCGUGUGGAUGUAAAUCAUGCUGAUCGUGAUGGUUGGACACCCCUAAGAUCCGCGUCCUGGGGCGGCCAUAGUGAGGUAGUGCGUCUACUGAUUGCCCAACCGGCUUGUAAAAUAGAUCUGGCCGAUAAGGAGGGACGCACAGCCUUAAGAGCUGCCGCAUGGAGCGGUCACGAGGAUAUUCUUAAGCUGCUAAUUGAAUCUGGAGCCGAUGUCAACUCGGUGGAUCGUCAGGGUCGCACAUCGCUCAUAGCUGCCUCCUAUAUGGGUCACUAUGACAUCGUUGAGAUUCUCCUUGAGAAUGGUGCGAAUGUAAAUCAUUUGGAUUUGGAUGGACGCAGUGCUCUGUGUGUGGCAGCCCUUUGUGGCUCAUCUGGUUACAGCAAGGUCAUCUCCACUCUGCUCGAUCAUGGAGCCAACACAGAUCAGUUGGACAAUGAUGGAAUGUCGCCGCUCUUGGUCAGCUCAUUUGAGGGUAAUGCGGAGGUCUGCGAGCUGCUCCUGGAGAAUGCCGCCGAUCCCGAUUUGGCCGAUUUCAUGGGGCGUACUCCACUGUGGGCGGCCUGUACGGCGGGACAUGCCACCGUUGUAAAGUUGUUACUCUUCUGGGGAUGCGGCAUCGAUUGCAUGGAUUCCGAGGGACGCACCGUUCUCAGCAUAGGCGCUGCCCAGGGCAAUGUGGAGACAGUGCGGCAGCUAUUAGAUCGCGGCUUAGAUGAGACUCAUCGCGACAAUGCAGGAUGGACGCCUUUGCAUUAUGCUGCAUUCGAGGGUUUCCAUGAAGUGUGCCUCCAGCUGCUCGACUCCGGCGCCAAGAUCGAUGAAUGCGACAACGAGGGCAAGACCGCGCUUCAUUUGGCUGCCCAGGAGGGACGUCUGAAUUGUGUCCAGGCACUGCUCGAUAUACACUCCAGUUUCGUGGAUCAAAAGGCACACGAUGGCAAGACUGCAUUCCGGCUAGCCUGCCUUGAGGGUCACAUGGACACGGUGGAGUAUUUGUUGAAGUUCUGCUGCGAUGUAAAUUCGAAGGAUGCGGAUUCGCGGACCACGCUCUACAUUCUGGCAUUGGAGAACAAACUGGAUAUAGUCAAGUACCUGUUGGAUAUGACCAAUGUGGAUGUUAAUAUACCGGAUAGCGAGGGACGUACAGCAUUGCAUGUGGCCGCUUGGCAGGGUCAUGCGGAUAUGGUCAAGACACUGAUUGAAGCCCGUGCCGAUGUCAAUUCGAUGGAUCUGGAGGCCCGCUCGCCCCUACACUCAUGUGCCUGGCAGGGCAAUCACGAUGUGAUGAAUAUUCUGCUCUAUUACGGAGCCCAGGCUGAUCAUGCCUGCAAACAGGGAGCCACUGCGCUGGGCAUCUCGGCGCAGGAGGGUCACGAGAAAUGUGUCAUCGCUCUGUUGCAGUACGGGGCCAAUCCUUACAAGUCUGACCACUGUGGGCGAACACCCAUUAAACUGGCUGCCAAGUCCAGCCGAACCAGCAUCCUCAAGAUCUUUGAGACUUACACCAAAAAUGAAGCUAGCAAUCCCAACGAACCCAAAUUCCAUGGUCAUGCUGCAAGCAUGCUACGAUCUCCGGACCAGCCGCCAGCCUUGCCCCUGCAUCAGAAUCUGGCUCCAUAUCCGGCCCAUGCGUCGGCCUCGUCCGUUUGCUCGGCGGCCACCACGGCCACGGUGCACAAUGGCAGCAAUCUUCAAGUGCUGAAUGCCUCCAGCUCCACUCAUAGCUCAAAUAAUUUCUAUCAGAACACCAUGCAAUCGGAUACGAGCAGUUUGCAUAAGCGCAAAAGCGUCAUCUCUAGUCAAUCCACAGGCAGCAGCAACGAUCAAGCGCCGCUUACCUUUACCCAGCAAUUGCAGCGACAAAGUAAACUUAGCUCACGUAACAAUCUGAUGAUUAACUCCAAGCAUGCUUCUAGUUCGGCAUCAGGAUCUCAGAGGGCGAAUGGAAAUAAUGCUGCUGGCGGAGGCCACCGGCAUUCUCAGGUGCUGCCUGAUCUCAAUGAACAUCAAUUGGCUACCAAUAUGACCAAUGAGGCGGAUUUGUAUGAUAUGGAAUGCAUGUCACCGCUUUAUGCCACGCCUCCACACUCGCCAAGCAGCGAACUGAGUUCACCAGGUCAGCUACCGGCUCUGAACGCCUUUGUCGAUGAUGACAACAGGGCAGGCACUUCCAGUGGCGGCGGAUCAAAACCAAAAUUGCCGGACAAUCAUUUUGCCCGGGACACUCAUAUGCGUAUUAUAUUGGGAAAUCUGAAGGAGAAUCAGCCCAGUUCAUCAAGCAAAAGCAAACGCAGUGGAGUAUCCAGCAAUCCGGCUAUGAGGCUGAUACGUAGCCGCUUCGAUUCGGCAGCUCAACUAAUUAGGCGAACCAACAAUAUGCUCUCAUCUAGUAGCAAUCAGGGCUCUUCCAGCAUUGGCGUCAAAUCGGGAACCUUUCAGUGGCGCAAGGAGAGCCAAAUGUAAACCACAUCCCACAUCUCCCUACAUUACCCAAUCAUCCAUCCUAUGUGACAGUUUUCAUUUAAAUUUUAUAUAGUUUAUAAAAAAAAAAUGGAAAAGUAUUUGUUUUUUGUGAUAGUUUCAAUUUUUAGUCCACAACACACUCUCUUUUUAUGUUCUUUUUAAUUCGACUAUACGGAGAAUAUAUAGUAUAUAUAUAUAGUAGGAAACGUAGUUUUUAAGGCACAAACUAAACGAAAUUCAUUAUAUACGAGAAGAUAACUACACUAACUCAUUACAUUAGUGGCAUGCAAUCCAACUAAAAAAUGUAGCAGGAAUAUUUCAUAUACCAUAUGUAUACUUAAUGGGCAAAUGUCGGCAGCGAGAAUAUUUAUUAUGUUCAUAUAUUAAUAUAUUUAAUUGAUUAGUAGCAAUUAAGCAAAAAGUAAAACAAAAAAGCAAUGAAACAGGAAUCAAACUUCCCCAAAACACUAUCGAAAAGUAUUUAUAAUUAAUGUAAUUUAUUUUGCCCGCAAAUCAAACAAGUUUAUGUCAAUUUGUGUCAAUGUAAACCCUUAAUUUAAAAUAUACUCAAUGUGCGAUCCGUUCCUGUUGUAGAACCACUCAAUAAUUUUAUUAAA
Molecule: messenger RNA, 7975 nt
Organism: Drosophila willistoni
Lineage: Eukaryota; Metazoa; Arthropoda; Insecta; Diptera; Drosophilidae
Product: ankyrin repeat domain-containing protein 50
Exons: 6
Coding region: 822-7358 (2178 amino acids)
Molecular function (GO): protein binding
Source: RefSeq, a predicted model, not a curated record